This is a messenger RNA of Hirsutella rhossiliensis, 1758 nucleotides long. Its product is annotated as DEAD/DEAH box helicase domain-containing protein. Gene Ontology annotation, molecular function: RNA binding; RNA helicase activity; ATP binding. The record is from RefSeq and is a predicted model, not a curated record. The transcript has 5 exons. The coding region runs from base 1 to 1758 and encodes 585 amino acids. NCBI's taxonomy places the organism in Eukaryota, Fungi, Ascomycota, Sordariomycetes, Hypocreales, Ophiocordycipitaceae. Gene Ontology annotation, cellular component: nucleus.
AUGGCUGAAUGCACCAUGGACAACGCCGCAGGUCCCACCGAUGUCAACGGCUGGGUCCAGCAACAAGCCACCGACUACACUGCUGUUGAGGCCGCGGAGAACAUGCACACUUGGGAUGGCAACGCUCCCGUCUACCAGUGGAGCGACGAGUUUGGAGACGUUGGUCCGAGGUUUCCUCACCUUGAAUUAGAGCUGUUCGGUGAUCCCGCAACUCGUCAUGAACGUACUGGUCUGGACUUUGCGAGGAUCGAUCAAAUCGAGGUCCAGCAAGAAGGGCCUGUCAGGAUUGAUCCUGUUCGAUCUUUCAAGGACGCCGGCCUCCAUCCUGUCAUGCUCGAAAACAUCCAGCUCUUCGGUUUUGCCAACCCGACCCCGAUCCAGAAAUACACAAUCCCUUCCAUGCUUCAGGGACACGAUGUAAUCGGCAUCGCUCAGACGGGCUCAGGGAAGACUGCCGCCUAUCUUAUACCCAUUCUGAGCAAAUUGAUGGGCAAGGCCAAAAAGAUCACGGCUCCAAGGCCCAACCCUGCCACCCAUGAUGCGAAUUCUCCGAGAUUCGUGGCAGAGCCACUUGUCUUGAUCGUCGCCCCAACUCGCGAGUUGGCGGUGCAGAUCUUCAACGACACACGAAGACUCUGCUACAGAUCUAUGCUUCGUCCCGCCGUGGUCUAUGGCGGAGCCGCCGUUCGUGACCAACGCGACAAUCUGGCCUUGGGCUGCGACAUACUCAUCGGAACGCCAGGGCGACUGAUCGAUUUUAUGUCGCAGCCAGACGUUCUGGCGCUUCGGCGCCUCAGAUAUGUGGUCAUCGAUGAGGCAGACGAGAUGCUGGAUUCAGAUUGGGGCGAUGACAUUCGUCAGAUCCUCACGGGCGGAGAACAGGAUGAGGGGAACAUCGUCUAUGGCCUGUUCUCAGCCACCUUUCCCAAGGCGGCCCGCGAUCUUGCCAGGGACCAUCUAUCGGCUUCUCACGUUCGCUUCCGCGUUGGUCGCGCUGGCAGUACCACCGAAAACAUCCGGCAGACCGUGAUGCAGGCAGAACGCGACGAAAAGCGCGACAAGCUCGUCAACCUGCUCAAUGGGAUGCACGGGGUCCGGACACUCAUCUUCGUAAACUCUCGUCAAGAGGUUGAUAACCUGGACGAUUUUUUGUUCAACACAGGUGUUCCGGUGACGUCGAUGCACAGCGACCGAACCCAGAUGGAGCGAGAGGCCGCCCUGCGAGCGUUCCGAUCUGGGAAGGCGCCGAUUCUUGUUGCAACUGGCGUCAUGGCGCGUGGCAUUGACGUCCGCAAUGUCAUGCACGUCAUAAACUACGAUCUUCCCUCCAUGGAUUAUGGGGGUAUCGAGGAGUAUACGCAUCGCAUUGGCCGAACUGGACGAAUGGGCCAUCGUGGCAUUGCCACUUCCUUCUUUUCCGAAAGGGACGAACCAAUAGCGAGCGUCUUGACUCGAACUCUGCUUGAGACGAAGCAGGAAAUACCGGACUUUCUGCAGCUCUACGUUCCGCAGGGAGCAGCUGCCGAAAAGCCCAAAUUCGAGACAGAGUCGGAUUUUGAUCCCGCGGACCUCGGCGCCACUGCCGACCUGGGCGACGUGGGAGGUGGUGCUUGGCUCAACGGAGGUGAGGCAGCCGAGCCUGAGGCGGACGGCUCCGGUGGUGCUGGCUGGGGCGCUGGGGGUGGUGACGACUCGGGAGGCAACACGAACGGCAAUGGGUCCUGGGCCGCUGCUCAGCCUGCCCAAUCCGGCUGGUAG